AUGAAUGGCAACAACGAAGGGGCUGGGCCCAGCAACGACCCGCAAGCCAACGAGCAAAGCUUCCACCAACUGCUCGAGGAUAUCAGACGCCGAGCAGCGGAAGAAGACGACGCCUCAAAGAAUGAUCCGUUGACGCAAAAUGUCCGUGAUUACAUGCUGGAAGAUAUGGGGGUUGAUGUGACCGGAAUGGAGGAGCUGUUCAACCUGUACAGCAAUGGCAUCGAGGGCAUGGAUCUGGGUGGCGACCACAUUGAGCUGCUCAGGGGCAUCAACCGCGUUACCAUCGAGGAGAUCGAAGUCGGCGGCAUAAACAAGAAGAAGUUCAAGUUCGACGACCUCGACGUUGAGGAUUAUUUUGGCAACGUUGAUCCGUACGAGAGACCAAAGAAAGCAAAGUCCAGCAUCGCGUACGCGGGCAGAGACCUCAUCUCGGAGAUAUGCCAGCAUGUGGAACUCGCCGUGGAAUUGGGCAAGCAUCUCAACGGAAAAGAGUUGCUGAAUCUGUGCCUCGCAAAUCGCCGCUUUUACGAAGCCGUCAAUGGCUAUCUGCUCUCCAGCAUCCGCGCCUGGAUCGAAUACAAAGCCCCUGAAGCAGGCCGCAUCUUCCACUACCAGCUGUACGCAAAGCAUCUGGUUGACGAUCCUCAGAAGAGAACGUGGAUGGCCUUGAAGCAAGGCAUGACAACUUCCCCAAAGAAGGACGGCAAGGUCCGCAAGGUGCCUGGACUGAAGUAUCUACAGCUCGUCCUGGGUCGGGAUAAGUACUGCAGGGAGAUUCUCGCCAUCAUGGCAAGGUGCGGUCACCGGAUGCCAAAGACGAUGCAUCACUCGCUGCUGCGGCUUUGGCUUCUCAUGGACGUUGCCACUACGCAGCAGAGACAGGCGAUGCUGCAGAUGGCGCACAUCUUCAAAGACACUGAUCUCUACAACAUGCAAAUGUUCUUCAUCAAGCUCGGCAUGCUCUUCAACGACCCUGUUUACGGCCCCUGCACGUUUGAUCUGGUGCAACUCAUGAUGGGUCAGAAAGGCCUGUUCAAGCUCUGGCAGCUGCUCACCCGCAAGAAAUUCAACAAGCUGGCCGAUAUUCUAGAUCUCAAGCUGCGCUACGAUUUCAACUUUGUCAACGAGGGCACUUACUGGGUAGAACAUGGGCUGAGCCAGAUCCAGGGUAUCCCUCUGCACGAAGUCGGCCAGCAGCACAAGGAAGGCUGGGGAGCGGGUCGAAUGCAUCUCCUUCGCCCAGAUGAAGCCGUUCCUGUAGAAGCUGUGCGCAGAGGCCUUCAGUUGGACGAUCAUCUGAGCCACAUGGUGAUCUGGGGAUACUUUGACUGGAAGACGGGCGAGAAUAUUGUCCCCUCCCUGGAGGAGAUGUACAUUGAGGAUGAAAACGAAGUGCUCGCCAAUGUCGAUACGCUGGAGCACUGGAAGCCAAGGCACGUCCUCAAGAAGCGCUGGGACAAACUCACGCCCCAGCAGCAAGAUGAAAUCCUGUUUGACGAAGAAGACGAACGACUACGCGCUCAAGCCUGGGGCAGCACCUUGGAUGAAAACGACGAUGCCGGCAGUCCAGACGACGACUCGGAUACAGACUCGGACGAAUCGCUCGAUCUCGACGAGGAAAUCAACCGCGGCUACAUCGUGCCUCCGCAGCCCAAAGACCACGAAUCUACCGUUCCUAGGGCCCAUGACGCACAGGGCUGGGUCAACUUUGUCAACCAGUCGUUACUGGGAGGCAUGGUGCCCGACCUCGGAGAAGACGAGAGACUCAAGGCUGAGGCGUGGAUUUCGCAUCCUGAGCCUGAGCCCGAGCCUGAGAUUGAUAGCGAACAGCUGCUGGACGCCUUUUUGGCGGAGCUAGGAAAUCGACAUCGGCAGCAACAAUGGGCGGCGACGUCUGUGCCCCAGGAGGCAGACGGAGAUGAUGGUGCUGGUGAAGAGGAAGAAGCUGGCCAAGAUGCCGAAAUGGCGGAUGAAGGAGACGUCGAGGAUGAUGACGACAACGGCAACAACCUAGAGAGCAUCGACCAGGGCACUCAAUUCCAAUUCCAACCACCCUCUGAUACCCAAUUCUCCUACUACUACCCUUUCGACGACGCACAAAUGGAUCUCGAUCUACAGUCCUUUAUGCCAACAUCUGCUGCUUCUAAUCCAAUGGAUCCUGCUGGGCUCUACGAUGGGGAAGACGAACUCAUGCAGGACGAGGAAGAGGGUCAGGACUACGGCGACGUGCUUUGA
This is a messenger RNA of Trichoderma aggressivum f. europaeum, 2235 nucleotides long. RefSeq lists its product as uncharacterized. The coding region runs from base 1 to 2235 and encodes 744 amino acids. The record is from RefSeq and is a predicted model, not a curated record. Lineage: Eukaryota; Fungi; Ascomycota; Sordariomycetes; Hypocreales; Hypocreaceae. The transcript has a single exon.